Messenger RNA from Uranotaenia lowii, 2877 nucleotides. It is a transcript of the gene Wsck, whose product is annotated as putative inactive tyrosine-protein kinase Wsck. Gene Ontology annotation, molecular function: protein binding; transmembrane receptor protein tyrosine kinase activity; ATP binding. NCBI's taxonomy places the organism in Eukaryota, Metazoa, Arthropoda, Insecta, Diptera, Culicidae. Gene Ontology annotation, cellular component: signaling receptor complex. The transcript has 4 exons. The coding region runs from base 365 to 2638 and encodes 757 amino acids. Gene Ontology annotation, biological process: protein phosphorylation; cell surface receptor protein tyrosine kinase signaling pathway; multicellular organism development. The record is from RefSeq and is a predicted model, not a curated record.
GGUUGCCGAGUUUAUGUUGAAUGAAAUAGUGCGGGUGAAACGCAAAUAGUAAACCGUGUAGUAGUGAAACGGCUGUGAGGUGGGUGUGUUAUGCUUGGCGCUGGCUGGCUGCCGUCGAAACUAUUUUCGGUCGGAACAUAAACAAAAGAGGCGUGCGAUAUUUUUAACCCGUAGUUCUCACGGUUCAUUUACGUUCUUUCUCCUUUGUUCCGUGUUUUCUAAGUUCAAAGGUGCGACACAGUGAUCAACCACCGCCUAUAGUGAAGUUCCGUGAAAAUGACACGUAACAGCGAUUGAUGAAACAGGCUUACAGAUUCCUCCCAUUAGAAGCAGAAGUAGCAGCAGCAGCUGCAGGAGAGAAACUAUGUCACCUAAAGCCAGGUAUUCGUCAUCAAAGAGAAAUGGAUCUAUAGCUAGCCUUGCAAUUGUACUAGUAGCAACUUUGGGCGGAACCAUUACGCUGGUGGCGGCCCAGAAGGGAUCAUAUUUCGGGUGCUAUCAGCGGGACCGCUCCGGGAAGGCGGAAAUCGUAACCGAUCGGCUGGACAGCUGCGUGACUCAUUGCGAAAGGAAUUUCUACAGAUACUCCGCUCUUUCCGGGACCCAGUGUGUUUGCUUUAACUCGAUCCGAUCCAGGGUGGUCGAGGACAAGGAGUGUGACCUGAAAUGUCCCGAAAGUCGGGAACAAACGUGCGGCGGAGAAAAUACCCACAGUUUCUACGAAACCGGCAUCGGCGUGCCGGGGCCGGUGCGUAACCUAAAGCUGAUGCAAAAGGAGGGCGAGCGUAGCAUCAAACUCGGCUGGGAUCCACCGGCCUUGGAUGGGGUUCCGGUGUUAGAGUAUGAGAUUACUGCUAGCGUGCUGAACACGUUCGCCAGUUUUCGGGUUUACCCGAUGAGCUGGACCGUACACAACAAUUCCAAUUCCUAUGAGUUGUUGAAUUUAGUACCGGGAACCUCGUACAAUAUAAGCGUUACAUCGGUGUCGGAAAAGGGCCAAGGUGGUUCGGAGUGGCUGGUUGCGGAAACCGAAAUCGGUGUGCCGGAUCCGGAGCCUGAAGAGCCGUUGAUUUUGCGGCGAUUGGACUCCAAUAUACAGAUAGAGAUUCCGAAGGCGAUCAAUGACAACGGGCCGAUCAAUUACUACAGAGUGGUUGUGCACUAUGUCAACGAUGAUCUGGUGCAACAAUUCGACGAAACUUUACUGGACACGUUUCAACGGUCAAAGGAAAAGGGCGUUCCUUAUUACAUAGCUGCUGAAGUUGAGAUAAAGAAUGAGUCGCUGCAAUUUACCGUGGGCGAUGGUCGUUACUACCGAAAUUAUUUCAAUCCACCGAUUCCUCCACGUGCACACGUCCAUAUCUCCAUCGGCAUUGUUAGCGUGCUCAAAGGUGUUAUCAAAGUUCGAUAUGCUACAACAACUCACGAGCAACACCAGCACCCGGAUCACCAUCAUGUGAACAGUACUACUGCACCAGAACGCAAUGAAGCUCUGAUAACGGUUCUUACGGUGGCAUGUGUGUUGUUCGGAAUCGUGCUGCUGGGAAGCAUCAUACUCUACGUGUACCUGAGGUUCAAAACACCCACUCCAUCGAGACCUCUAACCGACCAACACGAAAUGGCUCUUCAGGGUCCAAUUCUGGAAGUGGAAAACAAUGGUUAUAUGCCUGAUAUAUACGAACAGCGAGGAUUCGAAGCCGAACUGCACGAUAUAAUCGAUUCGCUAGCUGUGCACCAGAAGCAUGGCCGCAAGUUUCUGGGAUUGGAAAUCAAUAACAUCCUCGGAUCGGGAAACUAUGGCGAUAUCCUUAAAGGUAGCCUACAGCGCGAGGGAAUCGACUUACCGGCCCAGGUCCACGUGGUUUCCGACGAUAUGGACAAGAUCGAUCAGAUUGCUUUCCUCAAUGAAUUUCGACGCGUCGUCAAGCUAGAAACCCACCCGAAUGUGCUUCAAUUUUACGGCGUUUGCGUUACGCCUGAUUGGUGUUACGUGCUGUUCGAGGAAAUGCAGACGACACUGAAGCAAACUUUGCUCAACGCCAGGAUUGCUAACACGGUCAACAGUCCGAAAUUUUCUACCAUUUCGGAGGAAAUUAUCAUCAACAUUCUUUGCCUGGUGUGCGAUGGAAUGCAGUUUUUAGUCGAGAAUAAUCUCGUCAACAAGAAGCUGUGUGCCCGCACCGUCUACGUUAACACCCGGUUCGAGGUCAAAGUGAGUGCCUUCGGACCUCCACUGUACGGUGAAAAUGGCCAACAAAUCGAAAUCACGCGCUGGAACGCCCCGGAGGUGUUGAAGUUCCAAAACCACACUGCCAAAAGUGACGUUUGGUCGUUUGGGCUGCUCAUCUGGGAGUGCUGCUGCCUGGGGGCCACUCCGUUUGGCACCAGCACCACAGACAAUCUGUUUGCCAGCAUACGAUCGGGCAGCCGGCCCGAGAAGCCAUCGUUCUUGUUCGACGAUCUGUACCAAAUGUGCCUCAACUGUUGGGAUCUGGACGCCGGAGAUCGGCCCGAGUUCGACGACAUCGCUCGGUACCUGCGCCAAACGUUGCCGAUGUUGCGUUACAUGCUCUCUUUCGAGCGGAACCAAAGUGUUCAACUUCCACCGUACUUACCGCAUUUGGAGUUGAGAAAUUGAAGGGAUAUUUUAAAACGUACCGGUAUGAGCAAGUAGAUUUAAGCAUUUUUUUUCCUUCUCUAGAAUAAUCUCUCUCGUAAGACUCGAAUACAAAAAUCUCAGUAUUUUAUGAUACAGUCCGUCCAUUUACAAAUCUGACUACAAAAGAAGUAAGAUAUGUUUUUUUAGUGUGCCUUAUGUGAACCACAGAAUGUUGUAUUUUUGUAUAGAUAUAUUUGAAUAAAUCAACUUGUCACUAA